This is a messenger RNA of Limanda limanda (common dab), 2427 nucleotides long. RefSeq names its product lysyl oxidase-like 4 (gene loxl4). Lineage: Eukaryota; Metazoa; Chordata; Actinopteri; Pleuronectiformes; Pleuronectidae. The coding region runs from base 1 to 2427 and encodes 808 amino acids. The transcript has 14 exons. Gene Ontology annotation, biological process: peptidyl-lysine oxidation. The record is from RefSeq and is a predicted model, not a curated record. Gene Ontology annotation, cellular component: membrane. Gene Ontology annotation, molecular function: protein-lysine 6-oxidase activity; copper ion binding.
AUGACCCACUCCCUCUUCCUCAGCUUCUCCCUCCUCCUACCCGCUCUGCUCUCCCUGUGCGGCCCUGCUCACGCUGAGCCUCGCCGGCCCACCUCGCCUCUGCGCAGGUCGCCACGUGCGCCCGCCGCCAAAGUGCGCCUGGCGGGCAACUUUGCGCGGGAGCCGAACGAGGGCCGCGUUGAGGUGCUGCACAACAACACCUGGGGCACCGUGUGCGACGACGAGGUCAACAUCAAGCUGGCCAACGUGGUGUGCCAAGAGCUGGGCUUCCAGAGCGGCAUAACGUGGGCCCACAGCGCCAAGUACGGAGAAGGAGAGGGCCCAAUAUGGAUGGAUAAUGUUCGCUGUGAAGGCUCGGAGAAGUCCCUGAAGGACUGCAAACACAACGGCUGGGGGGUGAACGACUGUAAACACGCCGAAGACUUGGGGGUGGUGUGCACGGCCGAGCGCAGGCUGAACCAGACGGCCAGCCGGGGCUACACUGGUGCCAUCAGGCCCAACGGCAGCCCCGCCCCUCAGUGGCAGGGACAGGUGGCCACCCGCAGGCAUCCAGGAUACGGCUACUACGGAAACGGGCAUCCGGAUGAGGUCCCACGGUUCCAGAGACACCACCAGAACCAGGGCAAGGUGCGAAUCGAGGAGGUCCGUCUUCGUCCCAUCCUCAUGGCUACCAAGAGGAAGAACCUGAUCACGGAGGGUGUGGUGGAAGUGAGGCAUGCUGGGAGAUGGAGGCAGGUCUGUGACCAGGGUUGGAGUCUCAACAGCAGCCGGGUUGUGUGCGGGAUGCUCGGCUUUCCAGAGGCUACGCAACACAACGUUAAAAUAUACAAGAAAAUAUGGGAUACCAAGGUGGCAGAUCCUUCAACGAGAUUGAGCGUCAUGGCGAAGAAGAAGGGGUUCUGGGUAGAGAAGGUUCACUGUCUUGGUACCGAGAACACCUUGUCUGAGUGUCAUGCUCAGCUGUCCAUCCCCCGCAGUCCCACCCCUUGUAAGAACGGGAGACAUGCAGUCAUCAAGUGUGUACCUGGACCCCAGUUUGCCCGCAUGUCCUCAGGACGACCCCAGGCCCCCUAUCCAGCUGUGCCUGUGCGUCUGAAGGCCGGCCCCAGGCUGGGCGAGGGUCGUGUGGAGGUGCUCCGAGACGGUAAAUGGGGGACCAUUGUGGACCACAUGUGGGAGCGCACUGCAGCCAGUGUGGUGUGCAGAGAACUGGGCUUUGGUUCGGCCCAGGACGCCCUGCAAGGAGCCUUCAUGGGCCAAGGUACCGGGCCGAUCCAUAUGAACAGUGUCCAGUGUAUGGGCUCAGAACGCUCCAUCCUAGACUGCUACUUCCAGGAAGUCCAGCCAUGGACGUUCAAGCAUACCCAGGAUGCCUCAGUACGCUGCAACAUCCCUAAGACCGGCAUAGAGAACACGGUGCGGCUGUCUGGUGGUAGACUCCCAUCAGAGGGCCGUGUGGAGGUGUUGAUGGAGGCCGGGGGUCGCAAGCGCUGGGGCUCAGUCUGUAGUGAGAACUGGGGCAUCAACGAGGCCAUGGUGGUUUGCAGACAGCUCGGCCUGGGCUUCGCUGCCAGUGCUCAUCAGGACACGUGGUACUGGACCGGUGAACCAACUUCCGCUGAGUUGAUCCUCAGUGGAACUCACUGUGUGGGAACAGAAUUUUCCAUUCAGCAAUGUCGUCGCAACAACCAUGUCCACUGUCCCCGGGGAGGUGGUACCAAGGCUGCCGGGGUCAGCUGUUCGGAAACGGCGCCUGACCUUGUUCUGGACGCCCAGCUGGUCCAGGAGACAGCCUACCUGGAAGACCGACCCCUCCACCUGCUGAGCUGUGCCAACGAGGAGAACUGUCUGUCCUCGUCUGCUGCCAGGAUGAACUGGCCUUAUGGCCACCGACGCCUGCUGCGCUUCUCUUCUCGCAUCAUGAACCUGGGUCGAUCCGAUUUCCGACCCAAAUCUACGAGAGAGACCUGGACAUGGCACCAGUGUCACAGGCACUACCACAGCAUCGAGGUGUUCACACAUUACGACCUGCUGACUCUGAAUGGCACGAGGGUUGCAGAGGGACACAAGGCCAGUUUCUGUCUGGAGGACACGUAUUGCCCCGAUGGAGUCCAGAAGCGAUUCUCCUGCUAUAACAUGGGUGACCAGGGUAUUUCUGUGGGCUGCUGGGAUACCUAUCGCCACGACAUUGACUGUCAGUGGGUUGAUGUGACGGAUGUACGGCCUGGAGACUACAUCUUUCAGGUGGAAGUAAACCCUUCGAUGGACAUGGCUGAGUCUGACUUUAUGAAUAACGUCAUGAGAUGUCGGUGCAAAUACGAUGGCCACAGAGCGUACAUGUAUGGAUGUCAUGCAGGUGAUGCAUACAGUGCAGAGAUUGAAGACCUGUUUGAGCACCAGAGGCAAAUCACCAACAACUUUGUGUAG